Molecule: messenger RNA, 3322 nt
Organism: Anolis carolinensis (green anole)
Lineage: Eukaryota; Metazoa; Chordata; Lepidosauria; Squamata; Anolidae
Product: cocaine esterase
Exons: 12
Coding region: 488-1981 (497 amino acids)
Source: RefSeq, a predicted model, not a curated record
AAUGCACACAUUUGGGGGUGCCUUUGAUGGGGACAGGUGAGACGUUUAGAGGGCAAUGGGGGGCGGUUGGGGUCAAGCCAGCCCCUCAUAAAUAUCUAUUGGUAAGAUCAUGUGUGCUAAAUUGGGAAAGAAUACAACAACAAAUUAAACUGAAGUAUUAUCCUGAUCCCAUGUUGCUGGACAUCAUGGAGCUACGUACCUGGACAUAAAGGGAGGUAGUGCUUGUUUUCGUUGUUAUCUUCCAAAUGAGGAAACAUGGCACAAGGCUGAGCUCCCUUCACCUGGUCAGCUGCCAAACUGGGAAAGGGGGGCCCUUGGGGGUCGCGCCAGGCCCUUGUGCCUUUGGGGCCGCUUCCUGUUUUCCAGGAGAAGGAGGUGAGGUUGUGUGACCCCUGCGUUCAGGUCUGGGAGCCCCUUUGGGAGGAUCCAUUCACAGGAUGUCUCAAGGGAAGGAGAACUGAACGGAUGAGCAGGGCAGUUCCUCCGGAUGGAGAGAGGCCUCUCUUUAGGGUCCUCGGGGUUGCCCCACAGGAGAGACCGGGCCUGUUCUCUGCCAUCCCAGAGGUGCCUCCAGGACGUGAGCUGGAUGCAGGUGAUGGCCCAUGCGCUGAACAUAGUGCCGCCCAAUGUGUCUGCCUCUGAGGACUGCCUCUACCUCAACGUCUUCACGCCGGACACAGAGGCCAAGUUGCCGGUGCUGGUCUCGAUCCAUGGUGGGGGCCUGAUUGCGGGGUCUGCCUCCAUGUACGAUACACCUGCCCUCUCUGCUUUCGAGAACGUGGUGCUGGUGGUCCUUCAAUACCGAUUGGGGAUCCCGGGCUUCUUCAGCACCGGGUCCAAGGAGGCGCCUGGCAACUGGGGCUUGCUGGACCAGGUGGCAGCCCUCAGGUGGGUCCAGGAGAACAUCGAGGCCUUCGGAGGAGACCCCACUUCGGUGACCAUCAUGGGAGAGUCGGCCGGAGGGUUCAGUGUGGGGGUCCAGGUUUUGUCCCCAUUGUCCAGGGGCCUUUUUCAGAGAGCCAUCUCAGAGAGUGGAGUGGCCCUAUUAAACAUCCUUGCUGUGAAGGACCUCAGAGCCAUGGUCCAGACAGUUGCCAAUGUCUCUGGCUGCGAGAACAGCAGUCCAGCUGCCCUGGUGCGUUGCUUGAGGAGCAAAACGGAGGAGGAACUGGCUGCCCUGAACAUCCAGCUGUGCCAGGUCUUUGGAUCAGCCCUUGCUGUGGUUGAUGGGAAGUUACUUCCAAAGGCACCGGAGGAGUUGCUGGCUGCGAAAGAGUUCAGAAAAGUACCGUAUCUGAUUGGCAUCAAUAACCACGAAUACGGAUGGACUCUCCCUCAGUCAGGUUUAUUCGUUUCCAUCACGGAGGUCAUGGACCGGCAGGCGGUGACAGCUGCCUUCCAGGAAUCGGCCCCCGUCCUGAAUAUCCCAGUGGAGGCCACGCAGAGGGCUCUGAAGGAGUAUGUGGGGGAGACGGAAGACCCCCGGGAACUACGGGCUCAGUUUCUGGAUUACAUGGGGGACGUCAUGUUUCUCCUUCCUUCUGUUCGGACAGCUAGAGCUCAUAGAGACUCUGGUGCCCCCGUCUACUUUUACCAAUUCCAGCAUCCCCCUUCCAUCUUCAGAGACACAAGGCCGGUGUAUGUCAAGGCCGACCACGUAGACCAAGUCAUCUUCGUGUCGGGAACACCGCUCUUACGUAGCAAGGAUUCCCCGCUUGGGGAAUACACGGAGGAGGAGAAGCGGCUCAGCAAGACGAUGAUGAGAUACUGGGCGAACUUUGCCCGCAGCGGGAACCCAAACGGCCGAGGGCAGGUGAAGUGGCCCCGGUACGACCAGAAGGAGGGCUACCUGGAAUUGGACCUGGAGCCAAGAGGAGCCCAGAAGCUGAAGCAGGACAAAGUCGACUUCUGGCUGAAGACCCUGCCUGAGCAGAUGAGGGAGGAAACGACGAGAGGGAAAGACACACCAAGAGCUGUAUGAAAGGAGAGGUGGCCACAGAGGAGAGCAGGGCACCUCCAGGGAGGAGGAAGCAGCUUCAGGAGCAGAGCAGUUGAGUUGCCUCUCCGUCUCAAGAAAGCAGAGCCUGGUGAAUGUCAUGGGGAAAUCAUUGGGGCCUUAGAAUCCUAGAGUUGGAAGAGAUCUAGUUGGCCAUCUAGUCCAACCCCAUUCUGGCAAGAGGCAGGGAAAUUGCCUUCAAAGCACCCCUGACAGAUGUCCAUCCAGCCUUUGCUUAUAAGAAGGGGCCUCCCUCCACCACACUCCCUCCAGGGCAGAGGAGAGAGUUCCACUGGUGAACAGCUCUCUCUCACUCACACACAGUCCGGAAGUUCUUCCUCAUGUUCACGGAGGACUUCAUCGCAUUAAGGCAAAACUACAGGAAAGGAGAUUCCACCUGAACAUCAGGAAGAACUUCCUCACUGUGAGGGCUGUUCGGCAGUGGAACUCUCUCCCCCGGACAGUGGUGGAGGCUUCUUUUUAAUAAUAAUAAUAAUAAUAAUAAUAAUAAUAAUAAUAAUAAUAAUAAUAAUAAUAAUUUUAUUUAUAUCCCGCCUCCAUCUCCCCGAAGGGGACUCGGGGCGGCUCACAACAAAAUCAAAAUACAAGCAAUGAUAAAAUAUGAAACAUCAAAGGACAACAACAGAAACCAAUAAUAAAAUAUACACAAUAGGCAAAAAAACACAACACAGAAUUAAAACAUCAAAUUAAAAACAAUGAGGUUGCAAUAGUGGGUAAGCAAGGUGCACAUUAUGAGUAACAAAUUCGUAAAUAGAUAAAGUGCAAUAGAAUAAUUUAAGGUCACAUUAGGUAGGGAGGAGUCCUGAAUAAUAUCAAGCAAUCAGGAAUCAGGAGAAGAGCAACCAGUGCAAAAGGUCGAGGAGCAUAACAAUUGUGAUGGAAAAAGGCGAUCUUAACCAAAGGCCUGGGUGAAAAGCCAAGCUUUCAGACUCUUCCGAAACGCCAUCAAGGUAGGAGCUUGCCCGAUCUGAGCGAAUUUGUCUACAAAAUGGUGCGCGAACUCGCUGCACCGAGUUGCCGCGUCCUCGGGUGCCUCCCCACCCUCAGGAGGGUGGAGGAGCUCCCCGAGGACAUGGAACAACUCCAAUGGUCUAUUAGUUGCAGACACUAUGCGGGCAGUUGUGAAGGUCUUCCUGGCUGCUUCUUUGGAGGCUUUUAAGCAGAGGCUGGAUGGCCAUCUGUCGGGGGUGCUUUGAAUGAGAUUUUCCUGCUUCUUGCAGGGGGUUGGACUGGAUGGCCCGUGAGGUCUCUUCCAACUCUAGGAUUCUAGGAUUCUAUGAUUCUAAUUAAAUGGAUUAAAAUGUU